This is a messenger RNA of Salvia miltiorrhiza (redroot sage), 717 nucleotides long. RefSeq lists its product as uncharacterized. The record is from RefSeq and is a predicted model, not a curated record. The coding region runs from base 1 to 717 and encodes 238 amino acids. Lineage: Eukaryota; Viridiplantae; Streptophyta; Magnoliopsida; Lamiales; Lamiaceae. The transcript has a single exon.
AUGGCUCCUCAGAAGAAGAAGCGACGCCCAUCCCGCAAGCCGCGGCUGCCAUCUCCCCCUCCCGUCUACCAUAGCGAAGGAGCGCCGUCUUUCGGCGCGAGUCCAGCCCUUCCAGCCACCGGAACACUCCCUGCCGCCACUGAGGUGUCUCCGGCCGAUGCUUUAGCCAUCGUUGUGUUCUCACCACCGACGUGUGAGAACGUACCAUCCACCGAGCCCUCAGCCUCAGCCACCAUCUCCGACGUUCCGGUUUCUCCAUCACCGUCUACCUCAAGGAAAAGACGUCGGAAGGUGGCCAUUCCUAAGCCAAAGAAGCUACGCAAAUCCACCAGCGGGAAAGCCAAGCUCCCCACGUCUAGUAAGGCGAAGGCAAAAGCUACGACCUCCACCCCUUUAAGGCGGAGCAGCCGCCAGCAUGCUCGACCUAUCACGAUCGACACCCGCGUGCAUGAGAUUGCAUCUACCUCCGAUUCUGAAGACGAAGCGUACGAGCAGGGAGCUGAGGAUGAACAGGUGGAACAAGACGAAGAGUACGAGCAGGAAGAGGAGGAGCAAGCUGAGACGGGGCCGCGCCAGAAGCCUAAGCGCCGGAAACCCGCUGUCCCUCACAGCCGGUUCACCAUUACCAAAGUCGGUGCGAGGUACUUCCAGCCACACUACCGACUCCACUACUCCUCCACCCUGGUUCUUGCCGCAGCUUCACACCCUGCGCACUGA